This is a messenger RNA of Fusarium fujikuroi IMI 58289, 765 nucleotides long. RefSeq lists its product as uncharacterized. The record is from RefSeq and is a predicted model, not a curated record. Lineage: Eukaryota; Fungi; Ascomycota; Sordariomycetes; Hypocreales; Nectriaceae. The transcript has a single exon. Bases 1 to 765 code for a protein of 254 amino acids.
AUGGCAAGCAACCGCCCUGACUCCUGUAGUCGUUUCUCUUCGCUCAAUCGAACCAAACCCUCUUCGCAAAACCCCUAUGAAGAAAAUGACCGAGAGUCGCUUUCCGAGCCGUUCAGUCCGACGGGUUUGCUCGGGGAAAAAUAUGAUCUGCUUAAACGGCAGAUGGAGGCUAGAUCACAGAUGACCAAACCAAACGACAGUCCAUUCAAAAGAGGUCUUUUGGGAUCUCUCGCUGAGUCCGAAGGUAGGGGCUACCGCGCUUCAUACGACACCAAUAGAGCUCCACGAGGAUUGUCUAGGUCAGCAUCAACAGCAAGCUCCUCGAACCGUUGCGGUCCAAGACGAACACCGAAUGUCUCAUCCGUUAGGACCGACUCGAUCUAUUGCGCUCAGUCUGGUAUUACACCACCUCCUCUGCUGGAUAUCUCACCGACACUUCCGCAGCAGCGAGCAUCACAGCGGGACCGGAACUCUCAAAGUUUCAGAUCACCAACUGGUUGGCCACCGCUGAGUUUGCCCGAGACCCCAAACACACAGUGGAGCAGCCCUCAUCUGUCAUCACUGGGUCGUAGCCAUUCUGUUGCUGUUCGGUCUUCGAGUGGUUCUUGGGGUCCUUCAGGGAGCGGAUCUAGCUCACAUACAACGCCUAUGUCCUCGACACCAAGCCGCCGUGUUUCCACAGCUACCGCUCCAGCUCGUGCUGAGACAUGGUAUCAAGGUGAUCAAGCUGAACCGAAGCGUCGUGGUACGUUACGGAGGUGCUGA